AUGACUGCUGCUCCCCACGCCGACCUACCGUACUCCAAGCUUCGGUGGGUAGAUGCUGAUGGGCGCACCCGUCUACGUUUGUUAGAGCACACGAUGAUUGGUCCGUCAUCAGCAACAACAGCAGCCUUCCCGAGAAGGCAGCCCAAGCCAGCCAACGUCGAUGACCGACGGAUUCGAAGGCGUUUUUUUGCGCUUCCGACCGUCAACGCCAUGAUCACACUCUUUCUCGUGGUCACCACGGCAUCCGCUGGAGCAGGACUAGCAGACACGGUCUCUUCCCUGGACGAAACUACGUCCAACAAAGACAGGAGAACUCGACGAACAUCAGAACCAACGGCUCACGAUGAAUUUAACACAACGAGCACCCCCGAGGAAGAAGGCAGAAGGAAGCUAUAUCGUAUCGACGCCAACAACGCGGGAGAGUCGUGCGAUAGGAACCCGUUGUGGGAAAGGAUGGUGAACCCAGCGAACUAUAAGUUCGGUUGCAAAGAAAUCGAGGAAAUGUUCAGUGGCGACAUGGCUUUCAUUGGCACCGGCAGAAUUCGGACUGUGUACAUGGUAAACUACCAGGGAGAGACAGUGGUCGUCAAGACCCUCCAGCACGUGGAGGAGCUGAGAAGGGAGAAGGCGCACCUCAGCAUGCAUAGACGAGAGGUUUUGACUCUGGAUGCGCUACGGGGGCAGCCGCACAUUGUGGGAAUGCUCGGCUUUUGUCAAACCACGGUGGUGACAGAGUACCACUCGGACAACUUUCUGAGUACCAUUUUCGGGCCACCACACGGAAGAUCUCUUAGCCGAGUGGUUUCCUUGGCGCUCGACGUAGCCCGAGGAUUGCAGGCAAGCAUUGCACGAGACCGCUGGCGCAAUCCACCUUGACAUGAAACCGCAGCAGCUGCUAAUUGACGGCACUGGACGUGGAAAGGUCAACGACUUCAACAGUGCCCAUCUCAUGAGCGUAGACCGUGUUACUGGCGAAUAUUGCUCAGUAAACGCAGUCAAGCCAGUUCGGAUAGUGCCGUGGAGGGCCCCUGAAAACGUUGCGGGAAAGCCCCUGUCAGAAAAGGUCGACAUCUACGCCAUGGGAAUGAUUUUCUUCUCAUUGAUUGCUGGUGGAGUGCCCUUUCCCGACCAGGAAGCUUUCGAGAGGGCGUAUGAAGCUAAAUUAAGGCCAGAGGUAGAUCCAUCGUGGCACAAGGGCUUCACAAGGCUUUUCCAAGACAUGUGGCACGAGGACCCCGAGCGAAGACCUUCUGCCCGACAAGUCGUCCUGCGCUUGGAGGACCUACGAAGAGAGCUUCAAGUAGCAAGUUAUCCUUAAGUACUUUUGUCAAUAUUUCGGCUGCUCGGGGAUGUACCGCGCUCCGCGCGGUUAUGAGUUCUCAAGGACGGGCAAGGCGUACGUAUAUAUGCGAUAUUCUAAAUCAGAUAGGUUAUUUCUCGCAAAAGUUCAUCAUCGGAUGUGCCAGAAACUACAGCGGGCAUCGCUCCGUCGAGAGAAAACACGGCUUUGGCUUGAUGCUCUGGGUGCCCACAUGCCUUCCGACCAGGAUAUCCUCCUUCGAAGAGGCACUGUUAUUUCAAGAGAUUCACUGCCUGUUGUUGUAUGUCUUGUCUUUUCGGGAACGAAUCCCCCUCGAAGGACUGAUGCGCUGAGGACGUGCGGGUGCCUGCCCGGCAACUUACAUACUGGUUGAGCAAGGAUUAACGUCGGGGCCGAGUAUGUGUCACUGUACACUUGCUAAGCUUGAUGUUUCGACUUCUCUUGUUGCCAUACGACGAAGCCAUGCCGUAUGUAAAACUACUGAAACACAAUAUAUGGCUAUUGGGCGCAUGCGCAACUAGUUCCCCAAUUCAAGUAUUUGUUGGUAACUCUGUCACAAUACCCACCGAUGGACAGAUGUCGGGUGGUUCUUGCCUGGUGCUCAAACACGACAUUGUUCGGCAUUUGGAAUUCACCGUGACAGAUUUGGCCCUGUACUACUGGCCGAGCGGUGUUCGUUGCUUCUUUCCCCUAAGCUGCUUUCUGGAGCUCAGGCGUGUGUGUUUCCUGCAGUGAUCGCACGUUGAUGUAGUCCGUUGUAAAGGAGAUGCGCCCAUACGCGUAGAUGAAAACAAACAUUUCAAGAGUUGCUGCCGAGAACCGUUUCCACGCGAUAGUCUCUCGUGGGUCUCUUGGGGACUUCGGCUAAUGAUGCAGAAGGGGGUCCAAGGACAGCUUGAUUUGUCGAAAGGUGCAAUGAUUGGUCUGUAUGUACCUCGACAUGCAGCUAAAGGAAUAUCUGGGUUGCUCCCUCGGUCGCCACCGGACUAUGCGUAGUAAUCCGUAACACCAGCCUAUGAUCAUGUUCUUGAUGGCGUGUGGGCAUGCUGCCAAUGCGCGAGGCUUGGGUUUGGAGCGGUUUGGACCAUGUUCGAGGGCCCCCCGCGUGCAUUUUUUUGGAAGUUUCGACUAGCUUCCUGUGUCUCGGCAUGGAUGUUAUCCGUUGAUUCAGAUAUGCAGAUCGUUGACGCAAUUUCUCCGUGAUCAAACCUGCGUUAAACGGAAGCGGGAUGGUGUGCACGUGAUAAUAGUAGCGAGAAUGGUUGGACAUGAAUAGCGAAUCGAACUGCUUAGAAAAUGACUGAAGAAAGUAGCGUCGCUUGGGAAUCGUACUAUCUGCCUAAGCCUUAACUAGCGUGCACAAGCGAUAUCGGGUCGAGGGAAGCGGUGGAAAGGAGUAGCAGCGUAUCGCAGAUUUCCUGCAGUACUUGAAGCAGAAACAGCAACCGAUUGUACUUUGUUAUUUGCUAUUUGCUUGCGGUGAGCCUCCUGCCUUAGUGUCCCGUCUUAGCGUUAGCGCUGUUGUGAGCAUCCGCCCAUUGCACCUCCGUACUCGAUAUCGAUGCCGCUCGAGGGUAAACAAUUUGUGCAACGUGACGUUGCAAGAAAAUCGCACAUGUCGAACGUAGAGGAGUUCGAAAAUCCGUAGAAAAUACACGCCAUAACGUCACAACUCGUAUUCUCCGAAAUAAUCCUGCGACACUGCACUUCUUCUCUCUACGGGCUUUUUUGGUA
Ectocarpus sp. CCAP 1310/34 is the source of this 3055-nucleotide messenger RNA. Lineage: Eukaryota; Phaeophyceae; Ectocarpales; Ectocarpaceae. The record is from the annotation of a GenBank genome assembly.